Dissoconium aciculare CBS 342.82 is the source of this 701-nucleotide messenger RNA. RefSeq lists its product as uncharacterized. Lineage: Eukaryota; Fungi; Ascomycota; Dothideomycetes; Mycosphaerellales; Dissoconiaceae. Gene Ontology annotation, molecular function: RNA nuclease activity; RNA binding. The transcript is spliced from 3 exons. The coding region runs from base 216 to 701 and encodes 161 amino acids. The record is from RefSeq and is a predicted model, not a curated record.
GCCAAUCUGAGCCAUGAACGGACACUGGCGAUACCAGUGUCGUGGACGAUGAUACCAGUAUCGUGGACGACCUUGUCGGCAUACUGGACAACCUCAGAGAUGUGACAUAUAAAGACCUGUCUCUUCCUCAUCAAAACGCUUUUUCUGCUACUCAUCAAGGCGUUUAUAUCUCCCACGGCAAAUUCCAACACACAGCUCACUUCUGUUCCGACAAGAUGCAUCUCACUUCUUUUCUCUCGCUCGCUGUGUUGGCUGCCACGACUGCAGCCACGCCUCUCGACCCGGCGUUGAAACUUGAAGCUCGUGCGGCAUACACGAAUGUGAAUUGUGGCGGGCAAGCCAUUCCGAGCGAUGCAGUCCGGGCAGCGUUCAAUGCUCUGAUAGCGAACGGCCGCAAACCCGAAGUGGAUCGACCUCGGAAUGGCAACGCCGACUCCUACCCGCAUUACUACGGAGCCGCAGACCCUUCUGUGAGGAACGAACUGAAUGGAAUCUGUCCGUUGGGGGCCAACCAGCAGUACUGGGAAUUUCCGCUCCUGCGGGUCGACGGCGCGUACACCGGCGGUUAUCCGGGAGCCUAUCGUGUCAUCGCCAGGGGGAAAGCCGAGGACAGUCCGGCCAACGGCUAUACAUACUGCCUUUCGGCUUAUCAUCCCCCGGGCGGCGGCAACGGAUUCCUCCCUUGUCAAGUCACGGCAUGA